AAAAGAAAGAAUUUAAAUAUUUCUAGUAGAUUUAUGUAAUUUACAAUAACUUUUUUUUGUAAGUAGAGCGGUUUAAGAAUCAGAGAUAGACUAAAAACAAAAUAAUGCAGGGAUGAAAAACAAAAAAAAAAUGUGCAGAGACUUAAAACAAAUUGUGUCAUAUUUGCAAGGAUUAAAAACGUAUUUAAACCAUUAUUGUAUUAUCAACGAGCAGCCCAAUAUUCUCAAUGGGCCACGAGACAUGCACCCCUAUCAAUGGAGAGCUUGCUGAAUAGGCUGCCUCACAAUCUCAUGAGCGUCCUUUCAAGUGACCAAAUUAUCAACUAAACCCAGGCUUUCCCUUUGCUAGAGACAUGCAUGCAGUUGAAGAGUCCCAAUUCCCCAAGAGUAAAACGGGGCUAGCUAGUAACAAAAGGCCAAACACUGCGUAAAGAGAAGUGGAAAAGUUACACUUGGUAUUCUACAAGAAAGCGUUAUAAAAACGUGAGGCACAUCUAGACACUCAAUUUAUUAUUACAGCUACAAACUACAUACGCAGAAUUUAGAAAUGGCUCCUCCCAAGAGAACCUACACAGCCAUGUUUGUGUGUUUUUACGUGUCAUCCUUCAUCUUUCAAUCCCAUAGUUCCUUAGACAUAGGACCUCAUCCUUCGGGGGUGUUUCCAACAGGCAGCGAUUCGGACGACAGAGUUAGCGUAUCGCUGUACUAUGAAUCUCUUUGUCCAUACUGUGCAAACUUCAUUGUCAAUAAGCUAGUGAAGCUGUUUACCACAGAUCUUGGGACUAUUGUCAAUCUCAGGCUCAUCCCUUGGGGAAACACCCAGACAGCCCCUAACAAUGGCUGGAUUUGCCAGCAUGGCCCUGAUGAGUGUCUGCUCAAUCUAGUGGAAGCAUGUGCUAUCAGUUCAUGGAGUAAUCUGGAAAUCAUGCAAUUCAGGUUUGUAUAUUGCAUAGAGCUUUUGCAUCUGGAGAACAGGCACAGUGACUGGAAAUCUUGCUUUGCUGCUACAGGAUUGAGUGAAAUUCCAGUUAGGGAUUGCUUCAACAAUGGAGUUGGAAUCCUGAUAGAACAGGGAUAUGCAGCUGAGACAGCUAGUCUGAACCCCACUCACAGGUUUGUGCCAUGGGUUCUGGUGAAUAAUCAGCCUCUUCAAGAAGAUUAUGAAAACUUUGAAGCAUAUAUCUGCAGCGCGUAUAAGGGAAGCAGAACCCCGCAGGCUUGCAGCCAGCAGGCAUUAUCAGUGGGGGGCAAUAUCAAAACAUCAAGCAUCACCCCUUCUGGAUUCUGUCUUCGAGAAUGACAU
Messenger RNA from Cuscuta europaea, 1303 nucleotides. The record is from the annotation of a GenBank genome assembly. NCBI's taxonomy places the organism in Eukaryota, Viridiplantae, Streptophyta, Magnoliopsida, Solanales, Convolvulaceae.